AGCGCGGGCUGCUGGUCUGCACGCAGGAGGCGCAGGCGGCUCUGGGGCUAUGGAGCCUGGUGGUGGUGACGCGGCACGCUUUGGCCUGGGGUGGGCAGCCCAUGCGCUGCCACCGCGGCUGCUACUACUGUUGCUGCUGCCGCUGUUUCUCGGUCGGGGGCUACGUGUCGUGGCCGCGGCCUCCUCCUCUGGGGCGGCGGCUGAGGACAGCAGCGCCAUGGAGGAGCUCGCCACUGAGAAGGAGGCGGAGGAGAGCCACAGGCAAGACAGCGUGAGCCUGCUCACUUUCAUCUUGCUGCUCACGCUCACUAUCCUCACCAUCUGGCUCUUCAAGCACCGCCGGGUGCGCUUCCUGCACGAGACUGGGCUGGCCAUGAUCUAUGGGCUCAUCGUCGGGGUGAUCCUGAGGUACAGCACCCCUGCCACCAGUGGCCAUGACAAGUCACUCAGCUGCACUCAGGAAGACAGGGCCUUCAGCACAUUAUUAGUCAAUGUCAGUGGGAAAUUCUUUGAAUACACCUUGAAAGGAGAAAUCAGCCCUGGCAAGAUCAACAGUGUAGAGCAGAAUGACAUGCUGAGGAAGGUAACGUUUGAUCCAGAGGUCUUUUUCAACAUUCUGCUGCCUCCAAUUAUUUUCCAUGCUGGGUACAGUUUAAAGAAGAGACACUUUUUCAGAAAUCUUGGGUCUAUUCUGGCCUACGCCUUUUUGGGGACUGCUGUUUCCUGCUUCAUUAUCGGAAAUCUCAUGUAUGGUGUGGUGAAGCUCAUGAAGAUAGUGGGGCAGCUCUCGGAUAAAUUUUACUACACGGAUUGUCUCUUUUUUGGAGCAAUUAUCUCUGCCACUGACCCAGUGACUGUCCUCGCGAUAUUUAAUGAGUUACAUGCAGAUGUGGACCUUUAUGCACUUCUGUUUGGAGAAAGUGUCCUAAAUGAUGCUGUUGCCAUUGUGCUGUCCUCGUCGAUUGUUGCCUACCAGCCAGCAGGGAUGAACACUCAUGCAUUUGAUGCUGCUGCGUUUUUUAAAUCAGUUGGCAUUUUUCUAGGUAUAUUUAGUGGCUCUUUUACCAUGGGAGCUGUGACUGGUAUGAAUUCCUUGACAGGGGCUGACGUGACCAAGUUUACCAAGCUGCACUGCUUCCCACUGCUGGAAACAGCACUCUUCUUCCUGAUGUCCUGGAGCACAUUCCUCUUGGCAGAAGCCUGUGGGUUUACAGGUGUUGUAGCUGUCCUUUUCUGUGGAAUCACGCAAGCUCAUUAUACCUACAACAAUCUGUCAGUAGAAUCAAGAAGUCGAACGAAGCAGCUCUUUGAGGUGUUACACUUCCUGGCAGAAAACUUCAUCUUCUCCUACAUGGGCCUGGCACUGUUUACCUUCCAGAAGCAUGUUUUCAGUCCCAUUUUCAUCAUUGGAGCUUUUGUUGCCAUCUUCCUGGGCAGAGCUGCACAUAUCUACCCGCUCUCCUUCUUCCUCAACUUGGGCAGAAGACAUAAGAUUGGCUGGAAUUUUCAACAUAUGAUGAUGUUUUCAGGGCUCAGGGGAGCAAUGGCAUUUGCACUCGCCAUCAGAGACACGGCGUCCUAUGCUCGCCAGAUGAUGUUCACGACUACCCUCCUCAUUGUCUUCUUCACUGUCUGGAUAGUUGGUGGAGGCACAACGCCCAUGUUGUCAUGGCUUAAUAUAAGAGUUGGUGUUGAAGAGCCCUUCGAGGAGGACCAGAAUGAACACCGCUGGCAAUACUUCAGAGUUGGUGUUGACCCAGAUCAAGACCCACCACCCAACAACGACAGCUUUCAAGUCUUACAAGGGGAUGGUCCAGAUUCCACUGGAGGAAACCGGACAAAGCAGGAGAGUGCAUGGCUAUUCAGGCUGUGGUACAGCUUUGACCACAAUUACUUGAAGCCCAUCCUCACACACAGUGGCCCCCCAUUAACCACUACUCUCCCAGCAUGGUGUGGUUUGCUGGCUCGAUGUCUGACCAGUCCCCAAGUGUAUGAUAACCAAGAGCCACUGAGAGAAGAAGACUCUGAUUUCAUCCUGACUGAGGGUGACCUCACCUUGACCUACGGGGACAGCACAGUGACUGCCAAUGGCUCCUCAGGCUCCCACAUGGCCUCCAUGAGCCUUGAUGGCAGUCAGAGAACAAAGGGCAGCUCCGAGGAGGUGCUUGAACGAGACCUUGGAAUGGGAGAACAAAAGGUCUCAAGCCGGGGCACCCGCCUAGUGUUUCCCCUGGAGGAUAAUGCAUGACUUUUCCCUCCAAGCCCUGAAGCGAUAGGGUAGACUCUCCAGUGGUGUGGGGCUGGCUGCAUGCUCCAGUGUUGUUUCAGGUGGGACAGUGACUGACUGGAACUAACGCUUCUAUUUUAUUGAGGUCUGACUAUAUCUUAACAUUUAAAAUUUAACCCAAGAUACAGAUGGUGGGGCUCAAGUGUCUCUUAAAUCAACACAAAUGCAGGCCUAUUCCCACUUCUUCACAUAGUAGUGUGCUAUUCAGAGUUAAAUGAACAAAAAACAAUCGCAUGCUUUACUGGUCUCUUAAUUCAUUCACCUGCAGUACCUGAACAAGGUGUGGUAGGUGCUGGGUAUCCCUCCCAGGAGAGGCUUCAUAUCCACACCCGAAAGUGAGAGUCCAGUUGGAUGUAGGAAUAUCAGGAAGGGCGAACAGACCAGAAGAAUGAUUGUGGAGGAAGGCAAGUGAGAUCAGAAGUCCAAGGAUUUAGGGGAAGCUGGUGUUAAAUGGGAGAGAAAACAUGAGAAGGCAAUUUGAGUGGAGGCUCUGGCAACGAGGGCUGUGUGAUACCAACCUCAUCUCAGGAUUCCUGACUUCUUUUGCUGCCUGUUUCCUCUAGACUGAAGAUUGGAAAAUAUAUCCACCAACAUUUCAACAUGGGGAAAAGAAUUUUAAUUCCUUCUUUGGAAAGCUCCAUAAAGAAGUUACUGAAAUGUUAAAAACCAAAGGCAAAAUAGUGUUAUACUGUUGUCUUUUAAUUAACCUGAAGGCAAGAGAAACUGUUUAGAAAAUGAUGAUGAUAUCACUACAAAAAUCAAUCAAUUCUUGAGAGCUGCCAUAUGAGCUGACUGCCUGGAAAAUGAUGAACAGCACUGAGAUAUCUACUGUGGGUUUAGAAAUGACAGCAAAAUUUGUGGACUGCUUUGGUCUGGGGAAGCAAAGGCAGUAAGAAGCCUAAGGGCAAUAGGUUAGUAUUCAGAGGGAAGAAAUCUCACUGUGAAAAAAAUAGCUACAAAGAAAAAACAAGGUAGUAUUCUAAAGACUGAGUAGAAUUCCAAACUUCAAGCUAAGAAAUGCAUGAGAUUUCAGUGGCCACCUGAAGAAUCAGAGGUGAACCAGUGGAAAGUUAAGCUUUAUUCAGUGCAGUAGAAGGUUCUGCCUACUCUAAGAUUAAGAAUCUAGAUGUCUUGACACUGAGUGCCAUGUAGAGAAAGGUCAUUUUCUUGGUAUUUGGGGAGGGUUGCAUCAGCUUAGUGUGGGAGUGUGGUCUCCAAUUUAGGUUUUUAGUAUGGGUUCUUUUGUGAGUGAGAUAUUCUACCUGCCCAUACCUGUAGUAACUGAAAUACUGAGGGAACUCUUGGACACCAAGUUUGAAAUUCUCCCCGUGUCUCUAUGCCUCAGUGCUAUUAUAUUUGAAAGCCCAAUUUCUAAAAAGUGCUUUAAUUAAAUGUUGGUAUUUUUCUUAUUUUGGCAAAGUAGUGACCCAGUCCAGUGCUCCCAUCAUGAAUCAGCCAUUUAACCUUUUAACUCAUAUUUUUAAUGGUUCAUUUUAAGUAAAGCAUUGUCUCUUUCACACUUUGAUUUUCAGUCUAUAAUUUAUGUAAACCAAGAAAAAUUUAUUAGUCAUACGAAAUUGCUGGUAUUCAUUUUUAAGAGACAUAACUUAAUGUGGUUCAGUAUAAUAGAACUGAGUAAUUUUUCUCCUCGUCUUUCAUCUAAAGUCCAUUUUGAUUUGAUGGUCAUCCAUGGGCUUUCUAAAUUUGGAAAAAAAGCCAAACACACAUAAUCCUAUGCUUCCACUUCUAGAAGUAUUAUUCCUAUGGUGAGUGGUUAAAAAUAGGGUCCCAUGAGGGCCAGAAACUAUGUAACUGAAGACUAUCUGCUGUCAAUCUGGCAUAAACCAGAUUGAAACUGCUGAGUAACACUUAACCCAACUAAACAAAGUUCCUCUCAGAGGGUAAUCCCAAGUCAUUUUAUGAACAUAUUUGUUUCAGGUUGGGGGGUGGAGUGGUUACAGUUCAGCAGAGUUGGGUGUUUUAGAGCAGAGGUUCUCAACCUUGGAUGCACAUUAUAAAUCCCUGGCUCAUUAAAAAAUUUCAACAUAAGGGCCUACCCUCAAAGAUCCAGAUUCAGUGGGUUUAGAGUGGGGCGUGGCUUUCAUGCUGUGUUUUGUAUCCUCAGGGAUUCUAAUCUGCAGCUAGGGUUGAGAGCCUUUGGUCUAGAACUUGCAGUGGACCCUACUUGAAACCUUAAAGAAUGGCCUAGCAAAUUUAGUUUUUUAAAAAUUAUUAGUCAUGUGGAACAGAGUGUUGAUUGGAUAGCUAUGAGGGAAUUUCAUGCUGUUUGCAGAAUGCAAGUAUGUACUACUCCACAAAGUACAACUGAAAUAAAGGUCCCAUUUGAAAACCUUAAGAGUGUGAAAUGGAGAGAAGAAUGACUUGAGUCUAUGUAUGGAGAGAGGAUUAAAAACCUGUCACCUUUGCGGGAAAAGGGAGGUUUUGUCUUAACUGAGCUGCUUAUUAACCAAAUGUGAAGGUUUCUCAAGAAGGUGUCUUUUCAAUUUAACCUGGGAUUAAAUUAAUAGUCCCCUUUGCAGUCAAGUGAAUUUUCUCUUCACACUUUGCUUGUCCCCAAGCCUGAAUCCAUGCUGGAUUCUUUAGAAUAAGGCUGGGUCUGUAUACUGCCAGAGCAGAGGCCCCACAUUAAAUGGAAGGUUGUGAUCACUUUGCUGUCAUGGUGGUGGUGGUGUUGGUAGCUGGUAAUUAGGGACAUGCAAACUUCUGUGUAGUACCAACAGAGGGGAAGAUACAAACUUCUGCCAUUCCUUUUAAUAUUCAUUUUGGGAACUAACAGGAGACUGAAAUUUCAUUUCUAUAGAAGAAACUUUAGAAUUUAAAUAAAGCUGCAUUUCUGCCAAGAAGCAAGUAUAGGGAAGGCACAUGUAAUUAAAUGGACACUGACCAUUUAGAAUACUGAGUUGACCAAAUAAGCAUUAAUGCCUUGCAGCCAGAAACCACACUGUGACAUCAAGUGUUUCACCAAAUAAACAGCAAGGAGCUCUUUAGGCUAUUAUCCCUUACACCAGAGAUUGUCCCCUGUGGUUUGGUUGACAAAUGAAAUUUUAGAAAACACCAAAAAUGCUUUCUUAGCUAUCUAGGAACUUUUCAGUCCAGGACAAAGAAGUAACAGUUCCUUCCAAAAUAGAGGUCUGUUUCAUGCCCUUCCCCUACCUCCAUCAUCUCUCGCCUUCUCUGCCCAUAGUCGUUACUGUAUUCGUCAGAUAUUUAAUGUGAACCAUCAUUUCUAAAUGUAGAAACACCACUGAUACACUUAAGAGAUUGGUGGCAGGGCAGCUGAGCAACUCAUCAGUGGGGAAAUCAUCUGAUUGGAAAUCUACCUUAGUACCCAUUGUGAGUUCUAAGAGGUGAAUCGGAAAGCUGAUUUUACCAUCUGUUGUCAAACAUAAUCUGGAAUGAGUGUUAAAGUUAGCUUGCUCAUUCAGUGAAUGGACUUCUUAUUCCACUUUAGAAAUGGGGAACAAGUUUAGUGCCUGCCUUUGGUGUUGAUUCUGUAGGUGAGUUAGUGUAAGAGCUAGUCUGUCAGAAAUUUUAGACUGGUAUAAUUGAGUUCUGAUCUCUUCUGUUGUUUUUAAAGAGGGAAUCUGAUUUGCCUGUGUCAUUUGCUACGUUCUGAGACAGUAAAAGUUGAAGGAAUCCAGUGGCCAAGAGUUAGAAUUUCGAAACAACCCAUCUGAAUGCUACUUUUACCCAAUACCUUGGUACCCAAAAAGACCUUCCCCCUUUCUAAAACAAAAUAAAAAAAUAUAGAGAAACACUCUAGAAGCCAAUGUGAGUGUCUAACCAGGAAAGUCAAGUAGGAUUUUUGACAAUCUUUUCAAAACAGGAUUUAGAAAUAAACCAUAUUUUCCAGUUUCAAUUUUCAGAAGUAGAAUAUUUUAAAAAUUAACAAACACAUCUUGUAUUGUUACCCAAUGCUAGCAGAAAUUGUAAAGAGCAAAACCAAAGUUUUUGAUGUAGGUUUUAUUUUUGUAAAACAGGGUACACUGUAACUAUGGCCUACAUGCAGCCUGUUUUCUGCUACUUGAGCCUUGGAGAAAAUGAGAGAAGGAAAGUCUGCUUUUCUGCUGCCUUUUGAAAAGGUCUGAAACAGACAUGAGAGCUUGGGAGACGUGACCGUCUCAUUCUGAUGGCCACCUUUUAAAAAGGGUUAAGAGAAUUGCCAAAUAUCAUGAUCAGCUCAAUUCUUGGCCAGUUGAAAAUGAUCUGGGCCUGUAUAUGUUGGAGGAGCUCAGAUAGAAAAGGACAUGUAAAUAGCAUGAAGAACAUUGCAUCUCUGUCUGAAGCACUUAAAAAAAGUUAACAUCCCAAUGUUACUGGGUGACUAACUACAUGGACAUUUGGAGGCUGACUUUUGUUGUGAUUAUUCCAGUUGUGGGCUUUGGAGAAACAAAGGAAUGGUUUUCGGGUGUGUGGGUGUUAAGUCUAUAGAUUUGGAAUUUAUUACUGAAACCACUCAUUCAACGUGUGACUUCAUAAUAGGGUCACUUCCUCCUAGGUUGUCUUUUUAUUUUUUCCAUAAAAUACAUCUGGCACUUCUUACAAGUUUUAUGUUCAUUAAAAUUAUUAAAUGGGAAGGCCACCAAUAUUCAUUUAAUAGCUGAAAAGCAAAUUUUUUAAUAGAAUUAAGAUGAAUUUAACAUGGAUGAUGUGACCUCUUUUUAUAGAGUGCUUACACACUGUAAUUGAGGAGAAUUUUGUCUUCUAUAUUCAACAGUGGCAAACUGGUGGUUUUCUAAAAUUAACAUUAUAGUAUGUUAUAUAAAAUGUUAAAAUAUGUUUAACUGUGAAAAAGUGAAGACUUGGAAUUAUCAGCAACCUUUAUGUGCAAUAAGGAAAACAAGUUAAGACCCCAAAGUGCUCUCUUUCCCUAGCAUCCUACUUAAUGUUUGCCUUUGUGUGUAUGUUUAGAUUGAUAUUGUAAAGCUAGCCACGUUUUCCUGCCUUUGCUGAUAUCUAACACAUUUUUCUCAAAGCUUUUUCUGUAUUUUUUUUAUAAAAUUCAAAAUAAAAAGAUUAAUUGGCUGAACUAAUCUUGUUUUGUAUGUUAAAAAUAUUGUCUGUUAGUAGAAGAGUAUA
This is a messenger RNA of Pteronotus mesoamericanus, 7387 nucleotides long. RefSeq names its product solute carrier family 9 member A7 (gene SLC9A7). The transcript has 17 exons. Gene Ontology annotation, biological process: potassium ion transmembrane transport; regulation of intracellular pH; sodium ion import across plasma membrane. Bases 50 to 2248 code for a protein of 732 amino acids. Gene Ontology annotation, molecular function: potassium:proton antiporter activity; sodium:proton antiporter activity. Gene Ontology annotation, cellular component: plasma membrane; recycling endosome. Lineage: Eukaryota; Metazoa; Chordata; Mammalia; Chiroptera; Mormoopidae. The record is from RefSeq and is a predicted model, not a curated record.